AUGGCGACCACUGCCAAACACCAGGACAAGGCUUCGAGACUGCUCAAAGGUGCCAAUGGUGUCCAAAAAAACAAUGUGGAGUCUCUUCUCAGCAGAGCUAUCAAGUUCCGCAAGUCACGCUACGUAGACGACAAACUUGAGAUGUUCAAACGUAAAUACGCUCCCAUCAAUUCAACAACCGGAGUCGUUCACAAAGCAGACUUUUCUUAUGCGGACCAAAAAAACUCGGAUAAUGUCGUUGGUGGCGUCGAUGCGAAUGGUUUUGAUCAACCUGGAAAAUCGCUGUUCAACAAAGAUAACCUUGAACUCGGUUGGAAGGAAAUCCGACCUGUGGGAUCUGGCUUGAUCGAUCUCGGAAAAGUUUCAGCUCUCAAUUCUGUUCUCCAAAUCUUGACUUAUACACCAAUUCUUGCCAACUACCUGCUGUCCAGGAAGCACAGUGCUAACUGUACCGUUCAGGAUUACUGUUUUGUUUGCGCAUUAGAAAAACAUGUUCGGCAAUGUUUGGGACCUGGUGACGAUUUGGUGUCUAGCCGUGAAUUUAUCGGAAAGCUUAAAAAGAUGAAUAAUGGUUCAUCCGAUGAUUCUUCGUCUAUCUGGAACUAUUUUAUGGAACAGAUGCAGAGUUUUUUCCUGUUAGAGAAAGGCUCAACAGAUAAACGCACACAGGAAACAACUGCGCUGUAUCAGAUGUUUGGAGGAUAUUUACAAAAUAAUAUUAAAUGCGGAGAAUGUGGAAAGACAGAGAACAAAUAUGAUGCAACUCUUUACUUUGAUCUCGACAUUAGUCAAAACAACACAGUCGACAGAUGUGUAUCCCGUAUGAUGAAGGAAACAACCUCAAAAAUCAACUGCACAAGCUGUGAUAAAGACUGUACUGGUCAAGUAAAGCGUUCACUGUACCGCACACCUUCUGUAUUGGCAAUUCAUCUUGACAGAUUCGACAAGUCUACCGAAGAUGGCCAAAAGAAUGGAAAAGCAGUAAAAUUUGAGGAUACUUUGGAUAUUGAGCGUAAUGUGACAGAGAGCGAACGUGGAUCUGUAAAGACAAAAUACAAUCUUUAUGGAGUCAUUGUCCAUGAAGGCCCUUCAAGAAUUUCUGGGAAAUUUGUUGCAUAUGUAAAAAGCUCUAAUGGAAUCUGGUACUGUAUGAACAAUGAAUCGGUUCAGCAGGUGAGCACGAAGCGACUUUUUGCGCAGCAGGCAUAUAUGCUAUUCUACACACAUCCUGCCGAGAGAUCAAAAUCUCGAGUAGUCAAUACUCCAGUGCCAGCAUCAGCCGCCAACGCAUUUGGUGAAGGAGAACUUGUGAAAGAGCCUGUCGUGGAAGAGGAGGAGGAGCCAGUACAUAUUACAGAGGAAGAGGAAGAGCGACAGAAAUUACAAGAAGCAAUUGAAGCUGCUGCCUCUAAACCAAAAUUGGAAAAUACAGAGGCCAUUGUGGUCCAACACAAUGAUAACUUACAAUCCAAGCGUGAAAAAUUGGAUGCUCUUAUUGAGCGCGAGAACGCAAUUGGAAAAAGUGAUACUGUUAAACAAGAGCUUAUUGUGUCUUCGUCAAACAGUCAGUUCUUUGAGGAUGUCAGUCGAUGGGACGAAGAUCUGGGUGCUGCUGUUACAGAGGAGGGUCGCAAGAAGGCACUUAGAGCAGUCAAGUCAAAGCGGAAGAAGACUGAUUUAUAUGAUAUGGACUAUGACCGCGGUAAGGUGAAGAAGGUUAAGAACAAACAAAUGGAUAAAUUUGGAAAACCAAAUAUGUUCCAAGCAGCGGCAGAAGAAGUGCAAAAAGGAAAGAAAAAGAAGCGACCAUAA
Phycomyces blakesleeanus NRRL 1555(-) is the source of this 1812-nucleotide messenger RNA. RefSeq lists its product as hypothetical. The transcript is spliced from 6 exons. Gene Ontology annotation, molecular function: cysteine-type endopeptidase activity; cysteine-type deubiquitinase activity. The record is from RefSeq and is a predicted model, not a curated record. The coding region runs from base 1 to 1812 and encodes 603 amino acids. Gene Ontology annotation, cellular component: nucleus; cytosol. NCBI's taxonomy places the organism in Eukaryota, Fungi, Mucoromycota, Mucoromycetes, Mucorales, Phycomycetaceae. Gene Ontology annotation, biological process: protein deubiquitination.